CGCAACACUGCUAUUUACUUGUGGCGCGAGUUGUAGAAAAACAUCCAGAUUUAAAAAGUGCAAAUCUUCUCAUUCUUGCUGCUUCCCUCUGUUCUCUGUACAUUUCUCGGAAAUCCAGUUUCAAGAAAGUAAAUCAUGGAGGGGAGGGAAAUCUCCGUCUCCAGCUCUACGGCUAACAGGGAGACUCACUCUCCGCUUAGCCAAUCGCUACCUAUCGCGGUAGUGGUUCCUCAGGAGAGAAGCAUUUGUAGAGAAGGAGUAGGCCCAGAAGGGAGCCUAGCAACGGCUGCCUCUCAGGGCUUUUCCUCACCCCCUUCCGAGUUCGCUCUGAUUCAGGAUAGAGGGCCGCCGGCGCCGCUAGCGACUGGUUCUGGUAAUCAGCAACUGAUUCCCCAUUUUGGUCCAGAAGAGAGCACAUCAUCGGCUUUCUCUCAGGGCUUUGCAUCACCUGCUUCUAAAUUCUCUCCGAAGCAGAUCAGAGGGCUUCGGAAACCGACUCCCCCUUUAGGAUUUUCAUAAGGUGGGCUAGCAUAGACCCAUGUU
Molecule: messenger RNA, 543 nt
Organism: Macadamia integrifolia
Lineage: Eukaryota; Viridiplantae; Streptophyta; Magnoliopsida; Proteales; Proteaceae
Exons: 2
Coding region: 136-519 (127 amino acids)
Source: RefSeq, a predicted model, not a curated record